GGCCAGCGUCCGGAGCCGGCGGCCGGCCGCCAGUCGCCGCCGAGGAGAGUGGAGGGGUGGACGCACGUCGGACGAUCCGUGACCGUGGCCUGCCGACGCGCCGAGCCAGUGAUCAGUCUUUCUGUGGACCGGGGAACGGUAGCCGCCUCAGGGCCGCACGUUCUGCCCGCGGCGCUCGUUCAGUCAGUGGACGGACGGAGAGUUUUGACCGGCGCGCUGCAUUGUGACAUGUGAGAGGACGCCGACUCGGGGAAACAGAUCUCAGACGAUGCCGAGACGAGUCGGCGCGAUGCGUUGGCUAACGUCGGCCUUGUGCCUUCUUCUGCUUCAUCUGUCAUCAACACACGCAGCUGGGCCUCGCUACCGGACCGCCUACGCCUGCGAGCACUCAAACCUCACAUUCAGCUGUGAGCAGGGCGAGGUGAUCCACGUGGUGCGCGCCAACUUCGGCCGUUUCUCCAUCACCAUCUGCAACGAACACGGCAACACGGACUGGAGCGUCAACUGCAUGAGCCACCGCUCGCUGCGCAUCCUCACAGACAGAUGCGGUGAAAAGCAGAGCUGCAGCGUGCCCGCUUCCGAGUCGGAGUUCGGUGACCCGUGCCCCAAUACGCACAAGUAUCUGGAGGCGCACUACAUGUGUGUUCGUGCCGUUCAGCCGACCACCAAGAAGGCGCCUCCGGCCUGGCUGACCACGCAGCCGCCGCCGCCUUCCAUCCUCACUGAGUCGCCGUUCAAGCCUCCGCCGCCGCCGUUCACAACGACGACGACCACGACGACAACAACGACUACGACAACUCCCAGUACGACCACCACCACGACAACCACGACGACGACGACGACCACAGCUGCGCCCAUCUCUGUCGUACCGCCCAACCCUCACCGCGACCGCGACCUGGUCGAGACUCACGAUGACGUCGAGCUGGACGGUCGUCACGAGGAGAUCACGGGCGUGCACACGGAGCCCCGUCGGCCGGACGCUGGAGGUCGCCGGCCGUACCAGGAGCCGCCACCCGCCCAUCGCGGCUACUACAGCACUCCGGCGCCGCCGCCACCACCGAGGUCCGACCCGGAGCGUGUCCCGGUACCGGCAUCACCGGCCGACCCCGCCGACACGGCCUGUCCGCCGACCGAGAGUCGCGGCGUCACCUGGAACUGGACCGGUGUGGGUGAGGAGGAGCGCCGGCCGUGUCCGCACGGCGCGCAGGGGGAGGCGCGCUGGGGCUGCCGGCAGACGGCCGCCGGACCCCGCCGCUCGCCCCCGCAGCCCGACCUCAGCGCCUGCCGCUCCCUGUGGCUCAGCUCGCUCGAGGAGCGCUUCCAGGAGCGUGAGAACGUGCUGAAGAUCUCCAGCAACCUGGCGGACGUCACCGAUGACCAGCCGAUGCUGGGAGGUGACCUCGAGGCGACGGUGCGUCUCAUCAACGGGCUGCCGCUGCAGCUCAACUCAGGGACUUUGGAUACGCUGGACCCUCAGCAGCGCGAGGCAGACGUGGCUGCUCUCACUAAGACGAUCGUACGCACCACGAGCAACCUCCUGGAGCCCGAGCAGCGUCAGAUGUGGGGAGACUUGGGCGAGGAGCGCGCCCGGCCCGUGAUGACCGAUCUGAUGCUCGGCCUGGAGGAGAACGCCUUCCUCCUGGCAGACAGUCUGGCUGAGGAGAAGUCGGUGGUGCAGUUCAGCGAGAACGUGCUGUUGUCAGCUCGCCUGAUGACCGUCUGGACCCAGGAGGCUGUCGAGUUCCCCUCGGAGGAGGAGCGUGAACAGUUGACGCAGGUGAAGGACUACGUGCGAAUCCCUGGCGAGUCGCUGCAGGCUAACUCGGACAAUGGCCGCGCUGUGGUGGUGUUCAUGUCCUACGAGGGCAUGGACGACAUCCUGAAGCCCUCGGAGCAGCGCUCCGGUAUCCCUGAGCAGCAGCCUGCGCCUGGCGAGCCUCACGUGCGACCUAUCGUCAACUCUCGCGUUGUGUCCGCCUCGCUGGGUAAGGGUCGCCACGUGGAGCUGCCCUACCCGGCUCUGCUUGUAUUCCGUCACCUCAACACGGAGAAUGUCUCCAACCCGCGCUGCGUUUACUGGGACUACACGCUCAACUACUGGUCCGAGAAGGGAUGUCGCCGGCUGGCAACUAACGACUCACACACGACCUGCGAGUGCGACCACCUGACCAACUUCGCCGUGCUCAUGGACAUCCACACGACGCCGCUGUCGGAGACACACCGGAUCUCGCUGGAGGUCAUCACAUACGUGGGAUGUGGCGUGUCCAUCGUCUGCCUCCUGCUGGCCAUCAUCACCUUCCAGUUCUUCAGGGGACUGAAGUCGGACCGCAACUCGAUCCACAAGAACCUGUGCAUCUGCCUGCUGAUCGGAGAGGUGGUGUUCCUGGCCGGUAUUGGUCAGACGCAGGACAGGGUGCUCUGCGGCGUGGUCGCCGGUCUCCUGCACUAUUUCUUCCUCGCAGCCUUCGCCUGGAUGUUCUUCGAAGGCUUCCAGCUAUACGUAAUGCUGAUCGAGGUAUUCGAAGCAGAGAAGUCGCGGAUCCGGUGGUACUACCUGGCCGCUUACGGUCUGCCGGCGCUGGUGGUGGGAAUUUCCUGCAUCAUCGACGCCACCAGCUACGGCACGGCCGACUACUGCUGGCUGGCCACCGACAACUACUUCAUCCUGGCCUUCGUCGGGCCCGUGGUGCUUGUUAUUCUGGCUAACCUCGUGUUCCUGGCGAUGGCUGUGGCCAUGAUGUGCCGCCACUCAGUCGCCACAGUCACCAUGAAGUCCAAGGAGCAGUCUCGCCUUUCAUCAGCCAGUGACGAGGAGGAGAGUGUGAUCGCCAUGAAAAUGAAGGCCCAUAUCGCCUGGAUCCGCGGCGCCGUGGCUCUGGUGUUCCUGCUCGGGCUCACCUGGUCGGUCGGACUGCUCUACAUCAACCAGCGCAGCGUCGGCGCCGCCUACGCCUUCACCAUCCUCAACAGCCUGCAGGGACUCUUCAUCUUCUUCUUCCACUGCGUCCAGAACGAAAAGACCCGCAGCGAGUACCGCCGCUUCUUCAGCGCGUGCAGCUGGCUGCCCGACUGCCUGCGCCCGGCCAAGACCAAGGACACCAGCUUCUAUAGCAACACGCAGUCCAACACGCAGACGACGCACGCCGCCGGCUCGCCGACCACCGUGGGUACCCCGUUCGCCUAUACGCCCGCCACGCUCCUGCCCGCGCACCAUUUUUCGUCGUUCAAGUGUCACGAGGCGGCGCCGCCGCCGCCGCACCGUCACCACCUCCGCCACCACCUCCAGCACCACCGCCUCCCGUCGGUCGGUGUCGACGCCGACGCGCGCUGCCCCUCGCUGUCCGAGCCGGUACAGUACGCCGAGCCGUACGCCACGGGCAACUACAGUCCGCCGACGGCCGGCCGCCACCCGUACGACCUCAGUCGCAGCUCCAGUUACCUCCUCAAAGUAUCUGGCGAACAUGUGGACACAGCCGGAGGAGGACCCCAGCAAAGAGCGUGCGGCCACGACUACAGAGACGCGGAUCGGCCCCGGCUCGCUGCGGACCCCUACUCAUCGCAGCCUUACGCGUGACAAGAAGUCUGCCAGCAUGCGCUCGGCCGGCCACGACAGUGGUAACGGCGGCUCGGCGUCGGACUCGCCGCCGCGGCUCAACACCUACCCGCUGCAGCAGCUCAGCGGCUCGCUGGUGCCCAACCCGGACUUUUUCGCCGUGGCCUACAGCCAGCAGCGGUGGCGGCCGGCCGGCGCGGCCGCCUCGGCCGGUCACCCGUACGUCGAGGUCGGCGAGCCCGUGUAUGAGGAGAUCGACCGCGAGCCGCACGGCGACCUCAGCGAUGAGGAGCUGCGCCGCCAGAGCGACAUCUCGCGCCAGAGCUCGCGCAGUUACGGCGACUCGCGGCCGCUGAUCCCGUACUACCCGGAGCCGGCGGGCGGCGAGCAGGCGGCGCACGAGCGCCGGCUGGCGGCCCAGGUGGCGCUGGCCACCGCGCCGCCGCCGCCCGACACCUACACACUGGAGGCGCUGGCGGCGCGGCGCCAGCCAGUCUCGGCGCUGUGCGAGAGCAAUCUCAGACACUUCAACCAGCGCCAGGUGAUGAGUGACAUUCAGCAGCUGCAGCAGCUUCAGCAGCUGCAGCAGCUGCAGGCGGCGGAGCGGCGCGCGGCCGUGCUACCGCCGGCCGCGGUGCGGACAGAGCCCAUGGGUCGGCCGCCAGUGACUGCGCACAAUGUGUGACUGGCCGGACAGUCUCCGUAGCCCCAGUGUGUGAUACCCGCCCGGGCGGCGGGCCUCCGCGCGCGAUCGCUUCAUUCUCUAACCCGACAGAACAGGGCGGAGCGGGCUCGACGGCCGAGCUCCGGACAGUGUGCCCUCGGCGUCAUAUCGGACCCUUGCACACCGCUCCCCAGUGCUGACAGGGUGCGAGCGGAGCCCCGACGCGCGUCUGUUUUGAUGUCCAUGUUCACUCGGCACCGUCAGCCAGCUCUCAGUUGUUGCUAGUGUGUGCGCGUGCGUUCGUGUAGUGUGUGUUCUGAUGUGAUGGUCGCGUGGGCGCGCAUGUGUGUACAUUAAUCUUCAUCUGUGAUAUUAUUAUAUUAAGCUGUCAUAAUGGAGAUGAGAAUAUUAAUAAUAAUGGCUGUUUGAGGAACGUUACUGUGUCGCUAUACGAGAAGAGCUGGCAAGUCAUGAUCUAGGUGAGAGAAAGAGAUGCUGACUAGACGGCUCACGCUCCGUAAAUACAGGCUGAACAUAA
Amphibalanus amphitrite is the source of this 4755-nucleotide messenger RNA. RefSeq names its product adhesion G protein-coupled receptor L1-like. Gene Ontology annotation, molecular function: G protein-coupled receptor activity; carbohydrate binding. The coding region runs from base 269 to 3574 and encodes 1101 amino acids. The transcript is spliced from 14 exons. The record is from RefSeq and is a predicted model, not a curated record. Gene Ontology annotation, cellular component: membrane. Gene Ontology annotation, biological process: adenylate cyclase-activating G protein-coupled receptor signaling pathway; cell surface receptor signaling pathway. NCBI's taxonomy places the organism in Eukaryota, Metazoa, Arthropoda, Thecostraca, Balanomorpha, Balanidae.